AGUCAGCCACGGUCCCAGCCUGCCCUGCGCGGGCUAACGAGAGCAGAUCGAGUGACUCACCUCCGCCGUGGUAACUCCUCGCUCUCUCUCCCCUCACACACGCUCACACCGGCGCGAGAUGGCGGCGGCGGCGGCAGCGGCGGGGGACUCCGACUCCUGGGACGCGGACACGUUCUCCGUGGAAGACCCGGUGCGGAAGGUCGGGGGCGGUGGCACCGCCGGCGGGGACCGCUGGGAAGGCGAGGACGGUGAUGGCCCUGGCCCUAGCCCUUCUUUGAAGGUCCGCGCCCCGGCCUGGAUCCCAUCCGCCAACUGGCGACGGGAGGUGACAGCAGCAGCCGGCCCGGCCCACGUGCACACUUCGCGGUCCCGAGCUGCUUGCAGGGAUGAGGCUGGGAAGUUGAAGAUGGAGCCCCAUGGAAAGCCCCAUAUGGAAAGCCUUGCAACCCACCUGUCUUUUCGAGCUCACGUCUCCUCAGGGCCAUUAUCUCUAAAGGAUAACUGGGAUGAUGAUGAUGAUGAAAAAAAAGAGGAAGCAGAAGUAAAACCAGAAGUAAAAAUUUCAGAAAAGAAAAAAAUAGCAGAGAAGAUAAAAGAGAAAGAACGGCAACAGAAGAAAAGGCAAGAAGAAAUUAAAAAAAGGUUAGAAGAACCUGAAGAACCUAAAGUGCUAACACCGGAAGAACAGUUAGCAGAUAAACUGCGGCUAAAAAAGUUACAGGAGGAGUCAGACCUUGAAUUAGCAAAGGAAACUUUUGGUGUUAAUAAUACAGUUUAUGGAAUAGAUGCUAUGAACCCAUCUUCAAGAGAUGACUUCACAGAGUUUGGAAAGUUACUAAAAGAUAAAAUUACACAAUAUGAAAAGUCACUAUACUAUGCCAGUUUUUUGGAAGCCUUAGUUCGAGAUGUGUGUAUUUCAUUGGAAAUAGAUGACUUGAAAAAGAUUACCAAUUCAUUGACUGUGCUUUGCAGUGAAAAACAGAAGCAAGAAAAGCAAAGCAAAGCCAAAAAGAAGAAGAAAGGUGUAGUUCCUGGAGGGGGAUUAAAGGCCACCAUGAAAGACGAUCUGGCAGAUUAUGGUGGUUAUGAUGGAGGAUAUGUACAAGACUAUGAAGACUUCAUGUGACAUUUUAUCUUCUCCCGGUGUCUUCUUUCUGUUGCCCACAAUCCCUUCAACAUGUAGCACAACUUCCUUUUCUUUCAGUUCUGCCAAAUGCUACAAUCAGAAGUGCAGUAUCUUUUGUGCUGGUUAUUUAACCCCUUGACACUUAGGUGCUACUGUGCGAAUGAGGGAACUUGGAUCUUGCUGCCAAGGGGUUAAAAUUGGGAACCUCUGUUGCUACUAAAUCAUAGUUUAAAAAAAAACAAACAAAAAAACAAGCCUAAUAAUGUUGUCAUUGUUGCUAUCUGAUUCCAUAGCAGCAGUCACUAAAUUGGAAACAAAGGUUGCAACAUGACGAAAAAAAUUGUGUAGUAUUUACCAGCACCAUUUCAGUAAUACAGCCUUAACCAUACCUCCUUGAACUACUUCAUAACUUGUCAAGAAAAGCAGUCUGCAGCAAGGGCGUGUGGUGUGCACCUAGUAUUAAAAUUGCUUUGUCUUAAAAUUGAGCGUGAGGAUAUUAAAAAUACAUUGUGAAGAAGACUGCUUAUCUCAGAGUGAAGACACGGCGGCUGAAAAGCACUAGUUUGAUACUUAAAAAUUAAAUGACCAAAACCCUCCAACUUCGAAGCUGAAGAAGGUAAACCUUUCCAUUAUUGCAUUGCAAGUUGUGGAAUCUCUUGAAUGCACAGACUGUCUAGUUUCUAUUUAUCAGACUAUUCUGCUGAUGGAAUGCUUCAGAUGGGGGAGGGAAGCUCUUUACCUGUUUUACUUGCCUGAUUUAAGUGUCUGAGAAACAAAUCUCCUUUGUUCUCCUGGGCUGUAAUGGAACAACUUUAACAGGGUUUUGGCAUUUCCUUUCCUUUAUAAAACAUGCUCAGCAAACUGCACCAGUUAACUACAGUUUGGUAAAUUGUUAUGUUAACAAUUAAUGACAUCUGCAAUGUUUUAUAAAGCAACUAAUUUAAUAAAGUCACUAUUGUGAGGACUUAAA
This is a messenger RNA of Vicugna pacos (alpaca), 2096 nucleotides long. Lineage: Eukaryota; Metazoa; Chordata; Mammalia; Artiodactyla; Camelidae. The record is from RefSeq and is a predicted model, not a curated record.